AUGAGCAAUGGCUACUGGAUUGAUGUUAGCAACAGACAGUACCAUGCAUCCAUGAAUCGGUUCUGGAAAUGCCUUUGUGACCCGAAAUUCAAACCUGACCAUUGGGAUAAAGUUCCAGGUCGGCAAGAGGACGCCCCUGAGCUGACAGCCAAAAGUGUUAAUGAUCUUGAGGCCUUAUUCACGGUUGAACUGGACCAGGUCUUAAUCUGUUCAAUCUGCCAGCGGAAGGAAAGCAUACCCGCAGAUGGAGGGAAGUUUCUGGUUGUCGAUCUUCCAAGCAGAGUCGGGAGUGUCACCAUAAACGAGGCCAUCGAGCUCAGCAUGAAAUCCAAGAUACCACGAUACUGCGACACUUGCAAUGCGCAGACGACUCAGAUCGUACAAAAAAGCAUCCUGAUCCCACCAGAGAUGCUUUUCAUCCAAGUAAAUCGAUACACAGCCCAGGGGAAGUUGCAGAAUGAGCUCGACAUUGAAGAAGAAUUAGUCUUCCCUGAUACUCUCAUCCACGACAUUGCAAAGACAAACGAAGAGCUCCGUUAUGAGCUGUACGGCGUUAUCUUUCACAAGGGCAGCGUGAAAAGUUUCGGGCACUAUACCGCCGCAAUCAAGGCUCCAUCUGACGAGUGGGCGUUAGUCAAUGAUGAGCAGGUGAAAUUUCCCCUGACGCUGGCGCAGAGCAUGAGCUCACCAGAGGGCGGGAAAAAGGAUGCUUACAUACUUGCUUAUCGGCGACUGCCUCUCCAAGGCAGUCCAGAGAAGUUCAUAGUCAACCAGAAGAAAGCUGACACCAACACAGGUCCAUCUGCAUCUGCCAGCAUCCCCCUGGCUAGGACACCCAGUCCUGGUAGGACGAGAUCUUGGACUGGCUCGCCCAAUUUGUCAAGCCCGGGGAAGGGCCUUCGCAAUGGGGGUGUGACCAUGGUAGAAACCAUUCAACUAGAUGGGCGAGACAUUAAAUGGACCAUCAAACAGCAGCUAAAUCUAUCAGUAAACGCUGGUGGUCUUGUGAAGUUGAAGCCCCGAGCGAAGACACAGCGUGCUACUCUAACACUGACACUCAUUUCAGAAGCGACAGGUGAGAUCCUUGAGGGAAACGCCAACAUUUCAUUUAAACCAAGGAUCAUACGGGAGGAUAGAAUAGCGUCUCCAGCAUCAAUGAACACCAGAACCCCUAGUCCUGGGACAAAACAGACGACAAACGAGGUGUCCAGGAAAGCAGCCAAGCCGCAGGGUGUCAAGAAGAAAACAAUUGAGGGAAGGAGACUGGGUUCGAACGAGCAGCCUGCUCCUCGCCGAUCAGCAAGACUGCUCAAAAAGGCCUUUGAAUGA
This is a messenger RNA of Aspergillus clavatus NRRL 1, 1329 nucleotides long. Its product is annotated as ubiquitin carboxyl-terminal hydrolase. The record is from RefSeq and is a predicted model, not a curated record. Gene Ontology annotation, molecular function: cysteine-type deubiquitinase activity. The transcript is spliced from 2 exons. Lineage: Eukaryota; Fungi; Ascomycota; Eurotiomycetes; Eurotiales; Aspergillaceae. Gene Ontology annotation, biological process: protein deubiquitination. Bases 1 to 1329 code for a protein of 442 amino acids.